AUGUUUGUUGUCUUUGUGUAGGAGUGGAGCUCAAUCACACAUCUUUUCCCUCUUCCCCGUAUCCUUUUAAAACUCUCCCCCUGGGUCCAUACCCUCCCGAACCUGUCCCCCUCUGCCCCUAAAACCCCACCCUCCCCUGAAAACAUUUCAACACACGAAUCAGCCUUGAUCCUUAAAUUGCUUCAGGUCCAGCUUUGUGACCAAAGACCCCUCGCCUACUGCCUUCAGGUUACUUUCCCUUCAAGCCAUCAGUAUGGACUCCGGUGUGGUUGAAGGAGGACUCAAUGUCACCCUGACUAUCAGACUGCUUAUGCAUGGCAAGGAAGUUGGAAGCAUAAUUGGAAAGAAAGGUGAAUCUGUGAAGAAAAUGAGAGAGGAGAGCGGCGCGCGCAUCAACAUUUCAGAAGGCAACUGUCCGGAGAGAAUCAUCACUCUCGCAGGCCCCACCACUGCCAUCUUCAAGGCGUUUUCCAUGAUUAUUGACAAACUAGAGGAGGACAUCAGCAGUUCUAUGACCAACAGCACAGCCACCAGCAAACCCCCCGUUACGCUGCGUAUCGUUGUGCCCGCCAGUCAGUGUGGGUCCCUAAUUGGCAAGGGAGGUUGCAAGAUCAAAGAAAUCCGAGAGUCCACUGGUGCGCAAGUACAGGUUGCUGGGGAUAUGUUGCCAAACUCAACAGAGCGAGCCAUCACCAUCGCCGGCACCCCUCAGUCCAUCAUUGAGUGUGUCAAGCAGAUCUGUGUGGUAAUGCUAGAGUCACCUCCAAAAGGUGUGACCAUCCCCUACAGGCCCAAGCCCUCUGGCUCGCCGGUGAUCUUCGCUGGAGGACAGGCAUAUGCCGUUCAAGGACAGCAUGCGAUUCCCCAGCCUGAUCUCACCAAACUUCACCAGCUUGCUAUGCAGCAAAGUCCCUUCCAGCUGACACCUAGCAACCAAGGUUUUACUGCUGGUUUGGAUGCCUCUACUCAGACUGCUUCUCAUGAGAUGACCAUUCCCAAUGACUUGAUUGGAUGCAUAAUUGGCCGCCAAGGGGCAAAGAUUAACGAGAUCAGGCAGAUGUCUGGUGCUCAGAUUAAGAUUGCCAAUCCAGUGGAGGGCUCCUCUGACCGCCAAGUCACCAUCACCGGCUCUGCCGCCAGCAUCAGCCUCGCGGAGUACCUCAUUAAUGCCAGGCUUUCGUCAGAGGCUACAGGACUGGCGACCAACUGAUAAAUGAGCGUGUGCGCCCUGGUCCUCAUGUACCACCCCCUCAGAGCCCCAGAGCUGUCAGAGUCCCAUUUAACACUAGCCAUCCUAAUUCAGCACAGACUUGCCCGUCAUCCUCGUCACUUUGGAUUCUUUAUUUCCAUUUCCUGUAUGAGUUGUUUUUAAAGUACAUUUGGCUCAAUUUGCAACUUUUAGUAAAGUUUUUUUUUUUUUGUGGGAUUUUGUUUUCUUUGGGAAAAUAUUGUGCUCACUAAUUGUCAAGAGUUAGGGCUGGAAAAUCUGAAUGGGUUUAGGUUAAAUUUUGUAAUUUGAUUGCAUCUUGUUUUUUCCCUCUUAAGAUAAAAUGAAAAAUGGAAAAAAAAGAAAAAUAAAAAGAACAAAAAAAUAUAUUUUUUAAGUCCACCCAAUCACUGACCUCUCUUCUCACUAAUGACUGAGGACUGUAAAAUUUGGAAAUAAGGAACCGUUGGUCUGGGUUGUGCUGAAGAUGACUGGUGCAUGUGUUUGUGUCAUUCUUAGGAAGUCCUGCAAAUUAAACAGUACCUGAUUAUAUUUAUCAAUACUGAAUAUCUCUUUUAUUAUAAUUUGUUUAGUUUAGUAUUGUACUUUAUAACUGACUCUUUAACCUGAUGCUUCAAAGAUAUAUUUGAGUAGACUAAAUGAGGUGAGGCUGAUGUAAAGGUCAUAAAAGCAUUGUACUUACUCACUGGACCUCCUGCCUAUGUGGUCUCUUGCUAAGUUAAGUGUAAUGGGAGCUACAUGUUUAAUCCAGGACUAUCCACUUGUCUUGCAACCUGAAAGCUCCAGUUGUAUCAAAGAAACUUCCUAUUGUUUUAGCAGUGUUUGUCACCUAUGCUAACGUUACCAUUUUUCCACCUUCCCUCUUGUGCUGGUUGAUUUGCAUAAUGAAAACUUAUUUGAAGUUGGAUUGUGGGGAAACUGGGUAAGUUUCUGAACUGAAGAGAAUGAGCUGCUUAUUUUAUAAACAUCGGUAACACUUUACUUCACUGUUACGUUGUAACUAUACAGUUAUUUUCAGUGUAAUGUACAGUAAAAUAUAACCUACUGUACUUAUACCAACAGAGUAGUAGUGUGCUACCUAGCAUCGCAAUGAUACUCAGUCUAUUACACUUUUAUUAAUGGUAUAGUUACCCUGUAAUGGUAUAAUGUAAAGAAUUACUGACACACUCUCUCUCUCUCACACACACACACACACAAAUUACACUUUUUGUAAAAACUGAUUACUGAGUUGGAAUAUUAUGUUAUGAAAUGGAUAACUUUUUUUUCUUUUCAAUUUUGUUUUUUAAAAUAAACCCCCAUGUGGGGUGAUGAUUCUUGUUUAAGACUGUCUAUUAAUGUGACUGGGAAAAGCCAUAGAUCACAAGCUGAUAAAACAUAAGGAAACACAUUAACACUACUCUCCUGCGCUAUGCUUUUCGCUUAAGUCAGACUUUAUUUUUAUGGUUGUCAAAAUGAUGUUUGUGCACAUCCUCAGAAAAAUGACUGUAGAUUUGGGUGUUAAAAAAUCAUUGGGGAAAAUAUUAAAGGACAUGUACUGCUUGAUGAA
Molecule: messenger RNA, 2774 nt
Organism: Electrophorus electricus (electric eel)
Lineage: Eukaryota; Metazoa; Chordata; Actinopteri; Gymnotiformes; Gymnotidae
Product: poly(rC)-binding protein 2
Molecular function (GO): RNA binding
Source: RefSeq, a predicted model, not a curated record